Penicillium hordei is the source of this 644-nucleotide messenger RNA. Its product is annotated as rRNA-processing FCF1 family protein. The record is from RefSeq and is a predicted model, not a curated record. Gene Ontology annotation, cellular component: nucleolus; small-subunit processome. NCBI's taxonomy places the organism in Eukaryota, Fungi, Ascomycota, Eurotiomycetes, Eurotiales, Aspergillaceae. The transcript is spliced from 4 exons. Bases 1 to 582 code for a protein of 193 amino acids.
AUGGGAGUGCAAAAGAAGACUCGCAAGUUUGCGCUGGCCAAGAGAGCCAUCUCCAUGCGCGACAAUCGCCUGAAGCAAAAUCAAGACAAGACCGAGAAAGGCAAAGAAGCCAAAAAGGAUGAUCUCGUCAAAGAGGCCCCCCAAGCUCCUUCGUCAAUGUUCUUCCAGUUCAACACGGCCCUCGCCCCCCCAUACUCCGUGCUGGUCGAUACCAAUUUCAUCUCUCACACCAUUCAGCAUAAACUCGAGGUCAUUCCAACAAUGCUCGAUUGCUUGUACGCCAAAUGUAUCCCUAUCGUCACCGAUUGCGUACUUGCCGAGUUGGAGAAGCUUGGCCCCAAAUACCGACUUGCCCUGCGUGUAGCCAAGGACCCUCGGUUCGAGCGAGUCAAGUGUGAUCACAAGGGAACAUAUGCCGAUGACUGUCUGGUCGACCGUGUUAUCAAGCACCGUGUCUACAUUGUCGCCACAAACGAUCGUGAUCUCAAGAGACGUAUUCGCAAAAUUCCUGGAGCACCCAUCAUGAGUGUCGCUCGCGGCAAAUAUGUGAUUGAACGACUUCCCGAUGCCCCCGAAAAAUGAGCGCCUUGAACGACAUCCCACCGCCCAGUCGUCUGCCGCUAUUGCAACCACACAUGAUACCC